This is a messenger RNA of Lacerta agilis (Sand lizard), 2607 nucleotides long. Its product is annotated as apical endosomal glycoprotein-like. Bases 19 to 2571 code for a protein of 850 amino acids. NCBI's taxonomy places the organism in Eukaryota, Metazoa, Chordata, Lepidosauria, Squamata, Lacertidae. Gene Ontology annotation, cellular component: membrane. The transcript has 19 exons. The record is from RefSeq and is a predicted model, not a curated record. Gene Ontology annotation, molecular function: protein binding.
ACUCUUCCUCUCCUUUUAAUGGCACUUCCCCCCUUUUUCCCCCUAGCUCCAUUUCCCAACUGGGCUGCCUACGGGAACUCAAGCGCCUGCAACUUUGCCUGCGACCGCUGGGAUUGCUCUGACGAGAGCCAUUGCGGCUACCGGAAUGGGCUGGCACCACCGAGCGCCGCCUUGGCCUGCGACUUUGAAGGCACCACCUGCGGCUGGGAGGACGUCAGCACGUCAGGGUACCGGUGGCGCCCAGGGCGGGGCAGAGGCUGGGCGCGUGGCACCAACCCCCCCUUCGACCACACGCUGGGCACCGACCAAGGCUGGUACAUGAGCACCUCGGAGCAGCGAGCCAAGCCGCCUGCCAUCCCCGCCCGACUCCGCUCCCCGACCCUGAGCAACGCGGCCUCAGCCUGUGAGCUCCAUGCCUGGUACAGCAUGGCUGAGACAGGACUCAACGGGAGCUUCACAUUGGAGCUGAGCCACGGCGGCCACGUUGUCCCCCUGUGGCGAAGCCCCGCCUGGUCCUCUAGCGCCUGGCGCCCCUUGCUGGCCUACACCGGAAGAAUCCGCGGCGCUUUCCAGGUGACCUUCUCUUCGGUGGUGAGCGUGGCGCUGGACGACGUGCAGUUCAGGAACUGUGGCCCUCAAAGUCCCCAGAGCUGUGCCCCAGGCGAGCGCCCCUGCCUGCCAAGCGGAUGCGUGGCCCCUGCCCGCCUUUGCGAUGGCACCGAGGACUGUGGCGAUGGCGGAGACGAACGGGGUUGCGAGGCCUUCCUCUCGUGCCCCUUCGAGGAGGGCUGGUGUGGGUGGGCAGUGGACACCAACCAGAGCCACUCCUGGGCAAGGAACUGCAGCUCCCAGGCACCGCCAUCCCUGGCCCGCCCCACCCGCGACCACAGCACCAACACGCCGGAAGGAUACUUCAUCUACGUCGCCGGCACCCACUCAGGCCGAGCUGAGCUGGUCAGCCCCACCCUGGUGGUGAAUGGGUCCUGCCACCUGGUGCUCUAUGCCCACCUGCACGGGUCGGACGCCAACCGCCUGAACGUCUACACCCAGACAGAGACGGAGAGGGAGCUGAUCCUCAGCCGUGCUGGCGACCUGGGCAACUUCUGGUUCCGCCAGGAAACCGCUUUCAACGGCACUGAGGACUUCCAGAUUGUCCUUGAGGGCGUCAUCGGGAAGGAUCCUCAAAGCAGUGUGGCUCUGGAUGACCUGAUCCUGUCUCCAGGUUGCAUCCAGCAAAGCGGCCAGCUCUCUGCUCCCCCCACCGAGCAACCCCCUGGAACGGCACCCUGCAAGGACGACCAGUUUGCCUGUGACAGUGGGGUGCGCUGCCUCGGCGGCGAGCAAGUGUGCAACUUUGAGGCCGACUGCCACGACGGCACUGACGAGAGCCAGUGUGGAGCCGGCAAUUUCACCCAUGGCCUGGGCGGAUGGGUAGACAUCAGCGUGGGCCGGAUCCAGUGGGUCAGUGUGGGGCCGGAUCCUGCGUCGCCCGGCCUGGGCCUGGGACAGGCUCCAGGGCAAAUGCUCUCCCUGGCCAGGGCCACCACGCCACCCCUGGGGCCUUCCAGCUGGGCCUGCACUGUGGAGCUGCGGUUCAACGCCGGAUCUCGAGGGCUCUUGGCUCUGGCUGUCGCCGAUACAGCGCCGGGCCGGUGGUUGUGGCAUGCCGAGGGCAAUGGCACCACCGCCUGGCAUCACGCCACCGUGGCCCUGGGUGCAAGAGAACGGCCUUUCCAGCUGGAGCUCCUGGCGACAGAGGAGGAUCUUGCCCUGGCCGUCAGGAGUGUGGUCUUUCUGGACUGCGGCACCUCUCGCACACACCCCUCAGGGCUGUCGUGCAACUUUGAGAGCGACCUGUGCGGGUGGUUUGCUGAGCCGGGCGACGGAUUCGAGUGGCGCCCCCGCGUCGGCCAGGACCACACAACAGGCAGAGGUUCUUUCCUCUCGGCAGACCCCGCGGCGCCCGGAUCCCGCGGCUGGCGGGCAAGGCUGGUCUCUGCCCCCCAAGACCCGCUGAUGGCAUCCAACACCUGCCUCUCCUUCUGGUACCGCCUGGAGGGGCCCCAGAUUGGCACCUUCAACCUGCUGGCAAAAUCCGCUGGUGCUGUGGAGGAAGUUCUGUGGACCGAGGCGGGGAGUCAGGGCGCCACUUGGCGCCGUGCCUGGGCCACAAUUCCCCAGCGCCUGGUGCCCAGCUUCCAGGUGAUCUUUGAGCUGAUCCAUGACGGCUUCGCGGGAACUGCAGCACUGGACGAUGUAGUGCUGGUGCCUGGUGCCUGCGGAGCCCCUAUCCGCUGCAACUUCGAGGAGCCCAGCGCCUGCGGGGUUUCAGGAGGAGGGUGGGUUCGGCGGCAGGGCAUCGCCACCUCGGGGCAAGGCCCGCCCCAUGACCGCACACUGGGCACACUGGAGGGGCACUACAUGGUCACCGACACCAGCGCCCUGGCAAUGGGGCAAGCGGUGCUGCUGCGGACGGGGAAGUUCCUGCUGCCGGUGGGCACCCACUGCGUUGGAUUCUGGUACUACCUGAGCGCCGGAGACGCGGGUAAAAGCUCGGGGUGGGAUGGAUGACCUGCCAGGGUCCCAUCCUGCCGGAAAGCUUGAUGA